AUGAUUAACUUACCGGAUGUUCAAUCAACAGCAUCUAAUUCAUUAUCCGAUUGUCAAGCGGCGGCUUCAUCAUUUCUAACAACAAUUAAUUAUACAGCCAGCAAUAUUACAGGAACUACUGGAAUUAAUACUACCUGUUUAGCCAGCGGUAUUGUAUGUCCUGGUCAAACUAUUAAUGGUGUUUGUGUGUGGCAACGGAAAUUAAGUGCUGUUUGUCGAAAUGCCAGUGGUGUUAUUAAAAUUCGUAUUCAAACAAAUGGUUUACCUCCACGUUGUGCUAAUGUACCUUCGGGCAGUUUUGUCGAAUUAAAUGUUGAUUUUGAAGUAAAUUUUAAUCCUGAUGUCAGCAUUAAUUCGUUAAAUUCAAAUUUGAGCACUGUGGCUUUACUUUCACAAACACUCUGUACACUGACUAGUGCAGCAACAGUUCCAUCGGCUUCCGGCUUUGUUAAUUAUGGGAAAACACCUCUAGACACUGCAACAGGAGUAUCAGUAGACGGUGUUAUGAUUUUUACUCCUGAUUCAGCGAAUAAUAUCGAUCCAUUUUUUCCACCAGGAGGUGGUCAAACCUCUGAAUCAGUAGAUACCUGUCUUGCUCAUUGUCAAAUAACCGGUAUAUAUCAUUAUCAUAUUGCAAGCGGUUGUCAAGUUAAUCCUCCAACAGGAAAUAUUUCAUCAUGUGCUGGUACUAGUUCUUGUAUUUCAAAUGUUGCUACCUAUUCUAUAUCGUCAUUUUCAAAUUAUCAAACAAAAACAGUACUUGGUGUUGCCAAGGAUGGACAUGUUAUUUAUGGUCCUUAUUUAUCUUCAGGUACUCGAGUAAUAACAGGUUUUGAUGUUUGUAAUGGAAUGUUUUAUGAUUCUAUUGGUAAUUAUGCUUAUUUUGCAACAUCAACAUAUCCAUAUCUUGUUGGAUGUUUUGGACCAGGAAAUUAUCCAUCAUUCGCACCCAAUUGUACUACUAAUGGAGUAUCAUCCUAUAAUAUGUCAUCUUAUGCGAUCUCAUUCUUGAGCAAUUCGGCUACAACUUCAACAAACACAACAACAACAACAACAACAACUACUACUACUACUACAACAUCAAUAACAACUACUACAACAUCAUCAACAACAACUACUACUACUACAACAAAGACUACUACUACUACAACAACUACAACAACAACUACUACUACUACUACUUCAACAAAAACUACAACAACUACUACUACAACAUCAACAACAACAACAACCACCACAACAACCACCACAACAACAACCACCACAACAAAGACUACUACAACAACAACAACAACAACAACAACAACAGUGUCUUCAUCGAGUUCAUCAUUUGUGACAACCUAUAGUACGGUUUCAACAGGUGUUCGAAUGAGUCUUGAUACUGGUCUUAUUCUUUUAUUUAUUAGCGCCUUUAUAUUCUUAUACUGA
This is a messenger RNA of Adineta steineri, 1428 nucleotides long. Lineage: Eukaryota; Metazoa; Rotifera; Eurotatoria; Adinetida; Adinetidae. The record is from the annotation of a GenBank genome assembly.